Molecule: messenger RNA, 3348 nt
Organism: Acanthosepion pharaonis
Lineage: Eukaryota; Metazoa; Mollusca; Cephalopoda; Sepiida; Sepiidae
Source: the annotation of a GenBank genome assembly
AUGCCACCCACCAACCAUCACCUUAUUUUCUCUUCAGUUGAACUGUCGUCGCCUGCAGCUUAUGACAUAUUCGUCUUCGGUCGUGCUCGGACUUACGACAAUAGUUGUCGCUUUGACAGAGACCUCUCUUUGCUUUUUCUUUCUUUCUUUUCUUUCUUUUUUUUUCUUUCUUUCUUUUUCUUUUCUUUAUUUCUUUUUUCUUUCUUUCUUUUUCUUUUUUUUUAUUUAUUUAUUUGCCACACCUCUUCACAAGAGAAAAUUAAUUUUCUUUCUUUCUUUCGUUGCCACAUCUCUUCACAAGGAGACCCCUCUUUGCUUUUUCUUUCUUUCUUUCUUUCUUUCUUUCUUUCUUUCUUUCUUUCUUCAUUUCUUUCUUUCUUUCUUUCUUUCUUUAUUUAUUUAUUUGCCACACCUCUUCACAAGAGAAAAUUAAUUUUCUUUCUUUCUUUUCAGAAAAUUAAUUUUCUUUUGCUUUUUUCGUUCUUUUCUCUUUUGCUUUUCUUUCUUUCUUUUUUCUUUCUUUUUCUUUCUUUAUUUAUUUAUUUGCUACACCUCUUCACAAGAGAAAACAAUUACUUUUCUUUCUUUCUUUCGUUGCCACAUCUCUUCACAAGGAGACCCCUCUUUUGCUUUUCUUUUUUCUUUCUUUUUUCUUUCUUUUCUUUCUUUCUUUAUUCAUUUAUUUAUUUUAUUUAUUUAUUUGCCACACCUCUUCACAAGAGAAAAUUAAUUUUCUUUCUUUCUUUCGUUGCCACAUCUCUUCAAGGAGACCUUUCUUUUUGCUUUUUUCUUUCUUUUCUUUAUUUCUUUCUUUUCUUUCUUUCUUUAUUUAUUUAUUUAUUUAUUUGCCACACCUCUUCACAAGAGAAAAUUAAUUUUCUUUCUUUCUUUCGUUGCCACAUCUCUUCACAAGGAGACCUCUCUUUGCUUUUUCGUUCUUUCUUUCUUUCUUUCUUUCUUUCUUUAUUUAUUUAUUUAUUUAUUUGCCACACCUCUUCACAAGAGAAAACAAUUACUUUUCUUUCUUUCUUUCGUUGCCACAUCUCUUCACAAGGAGACCUCUCUUUGCUUUUUCUUUCUUUCUUUCUUUCUUUCUUUCUUUCUUUAUUCAUUUAUUUAUUUAUUUAUUUAUUUGCCACACCUCUUCACAAGAGAAAAUUAUUUUCUUUUUUCUUUUUCAUUUCUUUUCUUUUGCCACUUUCUCUUCAUUAUUUAUUUAUUUAUUGUUGCCACACCUCUUCAAGAGGAGACUUUUCUUUCUUUCUUUCGUUGCCCAUCUCUUUAGGAGGAGACCUUUUCUUUUCUUUCUUUCUUUCUUUCUUUCUUUAUUUAUUUAUUUAUUUGCCACACCUCUUCACAAGAGAAAACAAUUACUUUUCUUUCUUUCUUUCGUUGCCACAUCUCUUCACAAGGAGACCCUUCUUUGCUUUUUCUUUCUUUCUUUCUUUCUUUCUUUCUUUCUUUAUUUAUUUAUUUAUUUAUUUAUUUGCCACACCUCUUCACAAGAGAAAAUUAAUUUUCUUUCUUUCUUUCGUUGCCACAUCUCUUCACAAGGAGACCUCUCUUUGCUUUUUCUUUCUUUCUUUCUUUCUUUCUUUCUUUCUUUCUUUAUUUAUUUAUUUAUUUGCCACACCUCUUCACAAGAGAAAACAAUUACUUUUCUUUCUUUCUUUCGUUGCCACAUCUCUUCACAAGGAGACCUCUCUUUGCUUUUUCUUUCUUUCUUUCUUUCUUUCUUUCUUUCUUUCUUUCUUUCUUUCUUUCUUUAUUUAUUUAUUUAUUUGCCACACCUCUUCACAAGAGAAAAAAUUACUUUUCUUUUCUUUCUUUCGUUGCCACAUCUCUUCACAAGGAGACCCUUCUUUUGCUUUUUUUCUUUUCUUUCUUUCUUUCUUUCUUUCUUUCUUUUUUCUUUCUUUCUUUAUUUAUUUAUUUAUUUAUUUAUUUGCCACACCUCUUCACAAGAGAAAAAAAUUAAUUUUCUUUUCUUUUCUUUCGUUGCCACAUCUCUUCACAAGGAGACCUCUCUUUGCUUUUUUUCUUUCUUUCUUUCUUUUCUUUCUUUCUUUUUCUUUCUUUCUUUCAUUUAUUUAUUUAUUUAUUUGCCACACCUCUUCACAAGAAAACAAUUAUUUUUCUUUCUUUCUUUCACCUUUCUUUUCUUUUCUUUCGUUUCUUUUUCUUUCUUUCUUUCUUCAAGGGAGACAAGGGAGACCUCUUUGCUUUUUUUUUUUUUUCUUUUUUCUUUUCUUUCUUUCUUUCUUUCUUUCUUUCUUUCUUUCUUUAUUUAUUUAUUUAUUUGCCACACCUCUUCACAAGAGAAAACAAUUACUUUUCUUUUCUUUCUUUCGUUGCCACAUCUCUUCACAAGGAGACCCUUUUUCUUUUUCUUUCUUUCUUUUUUCUUUCUUUCUUUUUUCUUUUUUCUUUAUUUAUUUAUUUAUUUAUUUAUUUGCCACACCUCUUCACAAGAGAAAAUUAAUUUUUUUUCUUUCUUUUCGUUGCCACAUCUCUUCACAAGGAGACCUCUCUUUGCUUUUUUUCUUUCUUUUUUCUUUCUUUCUUUCUCUUUUAUUUUAUUUCUUUCUUUUUUGCCACAAGGAGACCCUCUUUGCUUUUUUUCUUUCUUUCUUUCUUUCUUCACAAGAGAAAACAAUUUUCUUUCUUUCUUUCGUUACCUCUCUUUUUCUUUCUUUCUUUCUUUCUUUCUUUUUCGUUAUUUAUUUGCCACACCUCUUCACAAGAAAACAAUUUUCUUUCUUUCUUUCGUUACAUCUCUUCACAAGGAGACCUCUCUUUGCUUUUUCUUUCUUUCUUUCUUUCUUUAUUUAUUUAUUUAUUUAUUUAUUUAUUUCUAGUAGAAAACAAUUACUUUUCUUUCUUUCUUUCGCAGGAGACCUCCAUUUUCUUUUUUCUUUUUUUCUUCCUAUAAUUUUCUUUCUUUUUUGUUUCUCUUUUUUGCUUUUCGUUCUUUUUUUUUUCUUCUUUCUUUCUUUAUUUAAUUUAUUUUUUCCUUCCUUUAUUUUCUUUUUCUUUCUUUUUAUUCACCUCUUUUUUUCAUUCUUUACGUUCCUUCGUUUCUUAAAUUUCUCUCUUUCUUGGAUUCUUUUCUCUUUUUCUUUUCUUUCUCUAUUUUCUUUUUUUUUUUUUUCAUUCUUUCUUCGUUUGGUACACUUUUUCAUGAGAGAAAAUAAUUACUUUUUCUUUCUUUACUUUUCCUUUCUUCCUUUCUGUUUUUCUUUGGUACACCACUUCAUCACUGAAAAUAAUUACUUUUUUCUUUUUUUACGUUCCCCUUUUUUUCAUUUUUUUUCUUUCUUUGCUACACUUCUUCAUCGGAGAAAAUAA